AUUUCCUUAUUUAGAGCCCAAAGCUUUCCCCUCAUAUAUCAGCCCUUUGAAACAGAGGAGAACUUGCCAUCUGCCUCAUUUUAGAAGGGUUUUAUUGACCAUGGAUAUUAUAGUUCAUCUUUUAAUGUAAAGGAAGAAAGAAAUGAAAUAUAUGCAAUGACUCUUUCCGGGUACCUGAUUUUCUUUUCCCUAAUUCAUAGUGCUUUGCAACUGCUGGGUAAGUCUCUGUUGUUUAUCCCCAAUAAAACUGGAUAUGAAAUAACAUGCUCAUUUCUAACAUGGCACCAAGCAAGGAGUAGCUGUCUGCAGCAGAAUGCAGAAUUAGUAAGAAUCACAGAGAUUCAUGAUCAAGCAUUCCUGAAAGAGAUAACAAAAAAUCUCAGUUCUACACUGUGGAUUGAACUGAAUGCUCUGGAUUCCAGUAAUGGAUGGCAGUGGAUUGGUAGCAAUCCUUACAGAUAUUUAAACUGGGCUCCAGGAAAUCCCGUCCCAGCUCCUGAGAAGUUCUGUGCAGUGCUAAAUCCCAGAAAAGAAGCAAAGUGGGAAAACAUGGACUGUGAUUAUAAAUUUGGUUACAUUUGUAAAAAGGAAAACUCCACUCUAGAGUUCCCCAAUCUCCCCACAGAGACAUUUCAGCCUAUUAAAUGCCAAGACAGCUGGUCGUCAUACAGAGGUCACUGUUACAAAAUUCAGAGAGAGCCCCAAGAAUGGAAAGAAGCUUUGGCUUUAUGUAAGAAGGAAGAUGGAGAUUUGGCUGGUAUCCACAAUGUUACAGAGUACAACUUCAUUAUUUCUCAGCUGGGCUACAAGCCAACAGAAGAGUUGUGGAUUGGAUUGAAUGACGUUAAAGUUCAUCAAUAUUUUGAAUGGAGUGAUGAGACUCCAGUGACAUACACCAAAUGGCUACGUGGAGAACCCGCCUAUGCAAAAAGGCUAGAGGAUUGUGUUCUUAUUAAGGGACAGGAAGGAUUUUGGGAAGCUACUGUUUGUGAGAAGAAACUUGGUUACAUCUGCAAAAGAAAGUCAUUAUUACAAGCUCCUGAGGAAGUAGGAAUGAAUGACCCGGGCAGCCAGAGAGGCUGGAAAAGACAUGGCUUUCAUUGUUACUUGGUUGGACACACAUUUCUAAUAUUCUCAGAAGCAAAUGAGGCGUGUCAAAGGAGCUAUGGCUACCUAGUUACUAUGGAAGACAGAAAUGACCAAGCCUACCUCACUAGUUUGGUUGGGCUGAGUUGUGAAAAAUAUUUCUGGAUUGGUCUCUCAGAUGUAGAAGAACAGAGGACAUUCAAGUGGGCCAAUGGUGAAGUUGUUUUGUUCACUCAUUGGAACUCAGGAAUGCCUGGAAGAGAACCAGGCUGUGUUGCCAUGGUAACUGGAAUCGCACCUGGAUUAUGGGAUGUUCUUAACUGUGAGAAGGCAGCAAAAUUUCUCUGCAAGCAGUGGGCUGAAGGAGUGACCUCUCCUUCGAUUGCAGCAACAGCUUCUGAUGCCCCAUGUCCUGGGGGCUGGGAAUUAGCCUCUUAUACUAGCUUCUGCUUCAAAUUUUUUAUAGGAGUGGGAAACUGAAGGAAAACCUGGUUUGAAGCUGAAGAAUUUUGUAGAGAAAUAGAAGGGAAUCUGCUCAGCUUUCACAGCAGAGAGGAACAGUUUCUAAUAUGGAAAUUGGCGCUGGCCAAAGGGGAAAACAUGCCAGAUGGAGUACAGAAGGAGCAGGGUAGGAAUGACUGCCUUCCUACAAUUGCCAAAGAACUGUGCUAUAAAAUUUUUGGUGCCAAUGAAGAAGAAAGGUUGAGCUGGCAUUUGGCAAGAAAUGCUUGUAUAGAAUUAAAAGGAAACCUGGCUUCUAUACAUAAUGAACAAGUGCAAGCUUUUCUCACCUUACAUAUAAAGGAUACGACUGAAACCUGGAUUGGACUGAUUGAUAUAAACACUGAACAGAAUUAUCUUUGGACAGAUGGAAAUGUAUUUGACUAUUCCAAGUGAGCCCAAGGUUUCCCAUUUAAAAAUGAUAUCAGCCAUUGCUACUGGGACUUUGGGAUGUAUAUUAAACAGGAGAGUGCCUGCAUCACAAUGAUGAAGAGAUCUGUAGAAGAAACAGGAUACUGGGGAUAUGCAGCUUGUCAACAUAAGAAAAGCUGUGUAUGCCAGAUGGACAGCAAUCCUGAAUUAUUUUAUUCCCCAAAAGUUCCAGUUUCUGACUUGAUUCAUUAUGAUAAUAGUACCUAUUCAGUCAUUCAUUCCAGAACAAAUUGGGGAGAGGCACAAAAAAACUGCAGGGAGCAAUCUGCAUAAUUUGCCAGUGUUGUAGAUCUCUACAGUGCUCUGUUUCUGCGGAUACAGAUUUUGCAGUUUGGGAAGCCUGUAUGGAUUGGUCUCAACAACAAUGUGACUGAUGGUUAUUACAAAUGGACUGAUAACAGGAGACACAAGUAUGCUAAAUGGGCCCAUGGAGAACCAAAAGCAAGCAUAGCCUGUGUUUAUUUAGACCUUGAUGGAGCUUGGAAGACAGCAUCCUGUGAUAAAAAGUAUUUCUCGGUCUGUAAAUGGUCUGAUGUUACAGUUCCUACAGACCCUCCACAACUUCCUGAAAAAUGCCCUGAAUCAAAUGAUGACCAAUCUUGGAUUCUUUUCCAUGGCCAUUGCUACAUGUUUAAUACUGAUGAAAUAAAAUGGAGCGAAGCAUCUGUUCAGUGCCUUUGAUUGGGAGCUACUUUGGUUUCCAUAGAAGAUUUGGCUGAAUCAAACUUUUUAACUGUCAGUAUUGAGCCCCUUGCAGACAAGACAAAUGGGUUUUGGGCAGGAAUAUACAGAAAUGUGGGUGGGGAGUGGUUAUGGCUAGACAAUGCUGCAGUAGAUUUUGUCAACUGGAAAAAAGGGGAGCCUUCAAGUAAUCAUUCUGAUUACUGUGUGGAAAUAUCUGCCUCAUCUGGGUACUGGAAUACCAUUCCCUGCUCUUCCAAAAAGAAAUCUGUUUGUAAAAAAAGCAAAGAGUCAGAAUUGAAUGUUCUUGAUCGUCACGAGCGUCCUGGAAAGCAUUACAUCAUAAUUUCUUUACAUUUAUUUACAGAAGACAAAAUGGAUGAGGAACCUGUCCAAAGCAGAAUUUGGAUACUGAUUAUUCUGGUCCUGUUAAUUUUCAUAGGAGUGGGCAUCAUGAUUAACAACUUAUUCAAAAUAAAAAGGCUGAAUCAGCUACAAAUGAAUGUGAGCUCCAGUAGCAUACUGUUAGAGCAUAGUAGUGCUAUAACAGAAAUAUAAUUGGAGAAAAUAAGACCUUAAGCAAAAGUUA
Gavialis gangeticus (Gharial) is the source of this 3289-nucleotide messenger RNA. Its product is annotated as macrophage mannose receptor 1-like. The record is from RefSeq and is a predicted model, not a curated record. Lineage: Eukaryota; Metazoa; Chordata; Crocodylia; Gavialidae. Gene Ontology annotation, molecular function: signaling receptor activity.